This is a messenger RNA of Ruditapes philippinarum (Manila clam), 2369 nucleotides long. RefSeq names its product macrophage-expressed gene 1 protein-like. NCBI's taxonomy places the organism in Eukaryota, Metazoa, Mollusca, Bivalvia, Venerida, Veneridae. The record is from RefSeq and is a predicted model, not a curated record.
ACUUAAAAUACUAUAAAACUGUGUUCUUGCCCAUUUUUUCUGUUUUUGUGUACACUCCUCAGUUUUAAAAGAUAUUUCGAAAAAAGAAGAAUAGUUAAUGAUUAAGACAAAUAAAAUGUAUCGGUUCUGUGUGCUGUUACUUCUUGUUUAUAGAGAAGGAGCUGUUGAAGCAAAUGUCAAAGCUGAAUUGGAAGACGCACCAAAGGAUGAUUACAUUGACGGACAUCCACUUAAAUGUACCGAACUAAUCAAAGGGAAGUUUGAAAUAUUUGAAGUUCUUCCAGGUAUAGGAUGGGACAAUCUUCAAAAUACUGAGCUUGCUCAAAUUUUGGAUAAAAAAUACCACCAAUGUAAACUAACAGAAGAUGGAAAAUAUCUUAUUCCGGACAACGUGUUACUGAUACCUAUAAAACAAAGUCACGUGGACAUUUUCGCCCAGAUGAUGAGUAGUAUGAAUGAUUACACUUCAACCAAUGCUCAUUCAAUCAAUGGAGGAAUUAAUGCUAAUGUAGGAAAAGGUGAUGUUAAAGUCAGCGGAUCGUUCUCAUUUGGAUAUCAAAAGCUAAAACGCACUUUUCUAAGAGUAGCACGGUCAAACAUAGCGAGGGUGGAGGCUCGGUAUAACAGGUAUCGCAUUGUGUCGGACCCAAACGCAUCUUUACAUCCAUCAUUUAAACAAAGGUUGCUGGAGAUAGCAUCGAGUUACUAUAGUAACUAUGAUCAACAUGCCAUAUAUCAAUGCCAAAUACUUAUAAGGGACUUUGGAACACACGUUCAAACAAGUAUUGACGCAGGCGCCAUUCUGUUCAAAGAGGAUCAUAUCGAUUCAAACUCGACAAAAAAAGGUGACACUGAAACGAAAAGCUGGCAAAUCGCUGCCGGAAUAUCUUUUAGCACUAUAUAUGAUGGAGUCACUGUGGGCGGUGGCCUUGAAUUUGGAUACAACAACACUAAAAAAGAAGAAACCGUGAAGGAAUAUAACGACAAGAUAUCAUAUUCAGUCAUCAAGACAUUUGGUGGUAAAUAUUUUGAUAAAAAUACUUCAGUUGCAGAAUGGACAGACUCCCUCGAUAAUGAACUUGUAGCCAUUGAUAGAAAUGGAGUUCCUAUUUAUGAAUUAGUUUCAACUUCGACUUUACCAGACCUGCCCUUGUCAACCGUCAUGAAAGUUGAGCAAGGCGUGAAGGAUGCUUUCAUAAGUUACUACAAGCAUAACACAUAUAGAGGAUGUAUGGAUCCGAGAAGUAAAAACUAUGACAUCAAGGUGAAUGUUGCUGACAAUAGUGUCUGUGAUGGAAUAAAAGAUAAAAGUAUGUAUUUUGGUGGUGUUUUUCAAAGUUGCACAAUGUCAAUAUCUGAUGCUGGAGAUAUAUGCAAAGACCAUGUUCUGAAAAACCCAUUGACUAGGAACUUGACUUGCCCUGAGGGAUAUAUAGAUAUCAAACUAUUUUCAAAAUCAAUAAGCGCUUCUACGUCUCAUAAAACAUGUAAAGGUUGGUGGCCUAAGAAGUGUAAAAAAUGGGCAUCUCAUAGCGAAGGUAGAUACACAGCUUUUUGGUGCGCUCGCAGCGGCGGAAACAGAACACUUGAUCAAAGGUACAUAUUUGGCGGCAUAUAUUCCGAUUCCAGAAUCAACAGCCUUACCGGAGGAAGCUCUUGUCCAACUGAUUUUUUUCCGUUGGUAUUGGGAGAAGGUAUCUCUAUUUGUGCUUCUGAAAAGGAAAGCGAUAUCGGCGUGAGCUUUGGUGGUUUCUUCAGUUGCGAUACUGGAAACCCACUUGCACUUUCUAUAAAUGGAACACAUACUGAUGGUGUCAGAGUAUUUCCAAAACGAUGCCCGCAUGGUUAUAUCCAUCAAACAAUUGAAAUAAUCUCUGAUUGUGAAAUCGUUUUAUGCUCUGAAAACACAGAAAAAGGUGGGGAACAACAACUUCCAAUUCUGAAAAGACCGCCCUACAUCAGCAGGCCAAAAGCCCCAGAAGCAAACUAUACGGACAUUGUUUUAAUGAUUGAUGGCAAAUGGUAUAACAAUGAGAAAGCCUUUAAGAAAAUGACAGAAAUGGAAUCACUAGGUGAAGAGGUGAAAAAAUAUAUAAACGCACAGGCUAAAAUGGACCACGCGUUAGCAGAAAUGAAAAAUCUCUACUCGGAUAACGCAGAUCUGCCUGUUAUAGAAGAGAAAACUGGCGGUACAGUAUCGGCUGCUUCCGCAUCCAUAUCGUCAAUUAUUUUCAUAUCGUCAGCAGCAACGUUAGUAUGUGUUCUUCUGGCUACAUUUGCAAUCAUUAGAUUCAGGAAAGCAAGGAAAGAAAGAAAUGAUCAUUGUAGAUUGCAAGACAGCCAGUGUGAACUAGAGCAUGUGCAAGCGG